Messenger RNA from Musa acuminata AAA Group (dessert banana), 1156 nucleotides. RefSeq lists its product as uncharacterized. The record is from RefSeq and is a predicted model, not a curated record. Bases 340 to 735 code for a protein of 131 amino acids. The transcript has 2 exons. NCBI's taxonomy places the organism in Eukaryota, Viridiplantae, Streptophyta, Magnoliopsida, Zingiberales, Musaceae.
UGACCCCACUGUCAGUCUUUUUUAACCAAGCGGAUACAAAGACAGAUCAGGCCUUCUCCGCGAGCGUCCGAGAGAUAAAAGAGCUAGUCAUCAUCGUCGUCGUCGUCGUCAAGCGUCAUUGUCUCCACCGUUUCCCUCCUGUCUGCUUCUCCUCCGCGCCCAGGAAUGUGAUGCCCUACGGAAGGCCAUUUUGAGUGUCCCCGUUCAUCACAAGGCCACGAAGUGAGGAGGUGGCAGUGCUGGUGGUGGAGGACGAGGAGAGAGGAAGCGGAAUGACGGAGCUACGGUGCUAAGAAAUUCCGUAGCAGUGGGUGGGGAGUGAGCACGCCAGAGGGAGGGAUGGGCGAGAGCGGGGGCCCGACGAUGGCGCCGCUGAACGUGGCGGCUCUGAGAGGAGAGGAGAGGUGGCGGCACUUCGACGACUCCGUCAACGCCGUCUCAUUUGGCUUCGUGGCCACCGCCAUCCUCAUCUCCAUGUUCCUUGCCAUGGCCAUCUUUGAGCGCUUCCUCCGCCCCAGGUCCCCUCUCCUCUUUUCUUCCGACAACGGCCAGCGCGGCGGAGGAGGGCCUGUCUCGGCUUUCCAGAGGGGGACGCUCUUGUCCGCGGAUCUGGAGGCGCAACCCCAGGGAUUCGCUGGCAAGCUCGAUUAUCCUUCGCCCAAGACUCCGGAAAACGUUCGAAAGAUAAGAGGGUUUAUGUUUCCACAAUCUGAAUUUUCAACGGACCACUUGUAAAGCGGCUGAUCAUUUUUCAACAAGAUAUACUAUCUUUGUACAGGACCACGUCGGAUUGUAUAUAUUGUCCUGUUUCUGAUAUCAAAUGGAAUUGAGAAAAAGGAAUAUGCAGUAAUAAAUGACCCAUUUGUCAUCUAUCGACAAGGAAACAGGCAUCCGUAAGGAGACAAGAAUGUCCUCUGAUAGCGUCCAAAGUUUAAAAAAGAGGUGCUCUGGAGUCCCCAUCGUCCCCCAGUCAUUCCAUGGCUGAGGCACUUGCACAAUGCCUCCUAUAAAGAAGUGACCUAUCGAAUAAAAAUUAGUUUUAAGCUAAUUUGUACCAAAAAAGUUAUGUGAUAAUUCAUUGGGAUCAUUAUUCGUAUGUUAUCUUAUGCAAAUUGGGUUGUGUGGUCUCAAUCACCACAAGGAUUUUCACCUGAAA